Rosa chinensis is the source of this 2104-nucleotide messenger RNA. Its product is annotated as nuclear transcription factor Y subunit A-4. Gene Ontology annotation, molecular function: RNA polymerase II cis-regulatory region sequence-specific DNA binding; DNA-binding transcription factor activity, RNA polymerase II-specific. Gene Ontology annotation, cellular component: CCAAT-binding factor complex. The coding region runs from base 630 to 1628 and encodes 332 amino acids. Lineage: Eukaryota; Viridiplantae; Streptophyta; Magnoliopsida; Rosales; Rosaceae. The record is from RefSeq and is a predicted model, not a curated record. The transcript is spliced from 7 exons. Gene Ontology annotation, biological process: regulation of transcription by RNA polymerase II.
GAAACCUUCUUCUUUCUCUCCCCUCCUCGGUUACUCAGAAAAACUGGAAAAACUGAAAACAUAGGAGAAGUAAUUUUCAGUUUUUGGAUUUGAAAUAGUGAAAAUGGCGGUCAGAAUUUCCCAGCUUUCUGGCCGUUUUCUGGUUCAAUUUGGUGGACCAAAGAUUUUCGAAAAUUUAGCCUUGAAUUUUACAUGUUUUGAAGUUAUGAAAUUUAAAUUCUUGAAGUUUUAUAAUUCAUUUGAAGGUGUGGAUUUUGAUUCAAAGAUAAAACUAAGGUCGUUGCGGUUGUGAUUGUGUGAUCCAAUGGUGUUUUUAUUAAUUUAGUUUAUUUUGAGGUUGGUUUUGGAUUUUUUUCCAUUGGAUCAUUCUCAGAAGGUGGCAGCAAAUUGAGCUAUUUGUGUUGUCUAGAUAGUUGGACGGCAGGUUUGGAGUUUUUGGUUUCUUGUUUUUUUUUUUCAUGUGGACUUGCAGAACGCGUUUUAGUGGGAUUAUUCCUUUGAUGCUUUUUAUGGUUCUGAUCAGAUUAGUCUUAUCCUCAACCUAGUUUGAAGAUUGCGAGAGAGCUCGGGAUGUAGUAUUUGUUUCCUUGGGGAUAGAAUAGCCGCGCUUGUUGUAGAGAAAGUGGUGAAUGAUGCCAGCCAAAUCUAAAGAUGUAGAUCCAGGAACCCAGACUGUGUUGCAAUCAACUAUACAACCUUGGUGGCGUGGAGCGGGAAAUAGUUUGUCUUUUGGUGAAAGUGCUGUAGCAUCGUCUUUUGGGGAACACGGUAACCGUUUUGUGAUGAAUGGCGCUAUGCAGUCACAAGCUGAUGCUGGAGCUAACUUCAAAAAAGAUGUGCAGGCUACAAUAGGAUCACAGUCUGAUGGGAAUAGUGGACAUGAAAACCAACAAAUGAAAAGCACUUCCUCUGCAGUGGUUGCUAAAUUGGGUGAACAUCUUGAUGCGAAUUCACAAAUGGAACUUGUUGGUCACUCAAUUGUUUUGACAUCAUAUCCAUAUUCAGAUCCACAAUACAGUGGGAUGUUGACUCAUUAUCGGCCACAAGCUAUGGUGCCCCCUCAAUUCUAUGGCUUGCAUCAUGGUAGAAUGCCCUUGCCCCUUGAAAUGGAAGAGGAGCCUGUUUAUGUAAAUGCCAAGCAAUACCAUGGUAUUUUGAGACGAAGACAGUCACGUGCUAAAGCUGAGCUUGAAAGGAAGCUUAUAAAAGUUAGGAAGCCAUAUCUUCAUGAGUCUCGUCACCAGCAUGCGUUGAGGAGAGCAAGGGGUUGUGGAGGCCGUUUCCUUAAUACGAAGAAGCAAGAUGAUAGUGAUGCAAAUUCCUCAUCAGAAAAAACCAUUAAUUUGGAUGCCAACUUUUCACCCAAAUCUGCCAAAUCUGGUUUUGAGUGCUUUCCUAAUGAUAGCAAUGGCAAUUUCGUUUCCUCCAAUGUCCAGCAAGAAGGAUCAGGUUCAUGGUUCAGGACACUCAAUAACCACACACUCUCCAACGGUAAUGGCAAUGGCCAUGUCCCGUCAUCCACGUAUCGUACAACAUUUAAAGACGGCAAGGAAGGUGUUUUCCUUGGUCAACAGAAGGAAACAAUGCAGUUGAAUGGAUCCUCUCGUGGGGCCAUUCACAGUAAAUGACAAAAUUCCCCCAUGAGGUGUUGCUGAAGGUGUGCAGUCUCCAGCUUGGAAAAACCCUUCUUGUGCAAUGUCUGUCAGGCAAUUCAUUCUUGGCUUUGGUUACUUUGUAAUUAUUGGGACGAUACCACAGGAGAUAGGUGAUGGAUUCCAUGCUGUCUUCAGUCAUGAACCACUUCCACUCACCCCCUGUUGUUGACGCAGUAAAGCAAGUAACUGUUUGGAACUUUAGAAAAUAGUUGUGGGUACGUAGAUUUGAAACAGUGUUGUUUUCCUAUUUUGUAAGUGUGUUAAGACUUUCUGUAGAGGCAAAGAGAGCUUAUUGUAUCUACUUAAUAGAGUUUCUCUACACUCCCUCCCAUAUUUUGGAGUUUAUUGCAUCCAUGUACUGGUCUAUAGAUUGUGACUGAUGCACCUGCUACUUCCCAUUGUGGAAGGGAGUUUGCUUUAGAAUGGAAUCUUUAAAGGUUUUGUGGGAA